AUGUCUCUAUGCUCCCUGGUCUUCUUCCUCUUCUAUUCACCGUACCCCACAAAUAACAAUCCACCACAUCCACCACAUCCCCCGCUCCCGAGACCCAUCGUACAGGAGCACCUACACCUACGGCCAUCGAUCCCGAAAUUCGCAAACCACGGCACUUCGCGGUGCCUCCCAUUCGUUACGGAUGACCUCAUUGAAGAGGCAGUCAAGCGCAACGAAUCAUGCCGGACCUUCGCACCCUUCCCGCGCAGUCGAACCCGCAUAUCGACCGUCAGCGUCACAUAUGGCGAGCGGAAAGAGCAUAUCCAAAAGGCGCUACAGACGCACAUCAUCCACAACAUCAUCCACGGCAACGACAUGCACGUCAUGUGCAACCCCAUCGUCGACGACCUCUGGAACAAACCCGCCUUCAUUCUCAGCGUGCUGCUAGAGCAGAUGCUCCUCCCGCCCGAGGAGCGUUAUGAAUGGCUCUUCUGGGCGGACCGCGACACCAUCAUCCUCGAUCAGUGCCGGCCUACGUCGAGCUUCCUGCCGCCCGAGGGCUCUGACUCUGGCGCUGAUACGCCUAAUCUUGUAGUCACUAGCGACGCCAACGGUCUCAACAACGGCGUCUUCCUCCUCCGAGUGAGCGACUGGGCCAUUGAGCUCUUCGAAGACAUCCUCGCAUUCCGCUUCUAUAACCCGGACGCAGACUUACGUUUCACGGAGCAAUCAGCCAUGGAGAACGUAAUCCGCAUGGACCGCUUCAUCAACAACGUCGCCAUGGUGCCGCAGGAGUGGUUCAACGGGUACCCGAAUUCCGAGUUUGGGCCUGAGAAGUUUAGAGACAGGAAUAAUACAAUGGGGCUCGAAGACUUCCAAGUUAGGCGAGGCGAUUUCAUCGUCCACUUCGCGGGACCAUGGGACAAAGACGAGCCGAUGUUGGAAUGGGAGAGAGUGAUAAGGAAUAUGACAAAUGUUUGGGAGAUGAAUAAGGUGCAGCGUCAUUUGGAUGGGGAUGUGCAGGCGUUCUGGAGGGAAUGGGGAUACUGA
This is a messenger RNA of Trematosphaeria pertusa, 1029 nucleotides long. RefSeq names its product glycosyltransferase family 34 protein. The record is from RefSeq and is a predicted model, not a curated record. Gene Ontology annotation, molecular function: glycosyltransferase activity. The transcript has a single exon. Lineage: Eukaryota; Fungi; Ascomycota; Dothideomycetes; Pleosporales; Trematosphaeriaceae. The coding region runs from base 1 to 1029 and encodes 342 amino acids. Gene Ontology annotation, biological process: protein N-linked glycosylation. Gene Ontology annotation, cellular component: Golgi membrane.